Messenger RNA from Carya illinoinensis, 1138 nucleotides. Its product is annotated as coiled-coil domain-containing protein 124. Gene Ontology annotation, cellular component: nucleus. Gene Ontology annotation, molecular function: transcription coactivator activity. Bases 132 to 821 code for a protein of 229 amino acids. The transcript is spliced from 3 exons. The record is from RefSeq and is a predicted model, not a curated record. NCBI's taxonomy places the organism in Eukaryota, Viridiplantae, Streptophyta, Magnoliopsida, Fagales, Juglandaceae. Gene Ontology annotation, biological process: transcription by RNA polymerase II.
GUGACCGCUCACAUGAUACGCGGGCAGCGUUCUCAAAUAUCCCCAAAAGAUCACAAUCGCUUGUUGUUAAUCAGAGAUUGUUAUCCCCGACGACGUCAUAGCUCAGUUGAAAUCCCAAAGAGAGCGACGCAAUGCCGAAGAAGAUGGGCGUCAACAGCAAAGCCGAGGCGGCUAGGGCUCGCAAGAGCGCCACCGAAUCUGAGCGCAAGGACCGGGAGGCAAGGGAGAAGGAGGAGCGGUACUGGCGCGAAGCCGAGGGGGCCAAGUCGCGCGCCGCCAAGAAGCGCGAGGAGGAGGCCGAGAAGCGAGCCGAGGCCUCUGCUCGGAAAGCCGAGGCCCGCCGCCUGGCCGAGAUGGAGGAGAAGGAGCUCGAGAAGGCUGGCAAGAAGCCCGACAAGAAGGCGAACCGGGUCUCUAUCCCAGUCCCCAAGAUGACCGAGGUAGAGCUGAGGCGUCGGCGCGAGGAGGAGGAAGCCGAGCUCCGAAGGAAGUCUGAAGAGGCCAAAAAGCGGCAGAACCGGACCGCAGCGGAGGAGGAGUACGAAAGGAUGGUGCUGGUAACGAAUACGAAUCGCGACGAAUCGAUAAUUGAGGCGAGGACCGUGGAGGAUGCGAUCGCACAUAUGACCGUCGCUGAUAGUUUGCCGGUUGAUCGCCACCCGGAGAGGCGGCUCAAAGCCUCGUUUAAGGCCUUUGAGGAAGCUGAGCUCCCCAAACUGAAGGAAGAGAAACCGGGCCUUACUCACAAUCAAUACAAGGACAUGAUAUGGAAGCUAUGGAAGAAAUCUCCAGACAAUCCUCUUAACCAGAUUGCUGAAUGAGUGAUCACAGCUGCAUCUUCAACCUAUCACGGCAGGCAGGUUUUCACUGGGGCUUGUUGAGGAGAACUGGAUUUUGCCCAAUGGCGGAGGAUUCGUAGUUUAUGUACCAUGUGGUUUCUGUCCUUAUCUAUGUCCUUCUUACACAAUAAGAUAGAUUGAGAAAAAUAAUGGUCGCUGUAAACUCUUAGUCUAUUGAAUCUGUGGGUAAUUCGUACAGUUGUCAAUAAUUUUUCCCCUUUCAAGUAGUUAACUGUUUGUAUAUGCAGAGAAAUGGUAUUUGGCAUGAAAAUCAGAGAGUUGCUAUUUCCUUUAAUGCA